AUGUUCUACCACUUGACCGGGCUCCUUCCAGAGCAGAUGCUCUACUUGGUUUGGCUAUCAACGGGGAGGCGCUACCAUUGGUUGCUGGACACGGUGUCGUUGCCGGGUCGGCCGAUGGUCGUGGAUGUGGGUGCAGCUGGUGGCCUUGACAGUUCGCUGUAUUUGGCACUGGGUGCUCGAGUUGUGGCCUACGAGGCCAAUCCUUUCGCGUACAACUGCACGGCGAGCCGACUGGAGCCGGCACUUCGAAGGGGCCUUCUCCAGCUGCACAGUGCCAAGAUCAGCCGAGGACGAGGCCGCGAAGAGUUUGUGGGCUCAAUCCAUGCUUUGGACUUCGAGCGGGCUGGAGAAGCUGAGCUGCCCAAAUACGCUGCGGACAGGUUCGCGAACACGGUGCAGCUGCUCGCCACGAGCUGCGCUGACAUCAUCGUUGAGCAGGGUACACCUUUUUACAUGAAGAUCGAUGUUGAAGAUGCAACAAAAAUGUGUCUCGAUUCUUUGGGCGAAAUUGUGGAAACCUCCAGACCGACUCUCAUCUCGGCAGAGAUAGAGGACGAAACUGUGCUGAUGCGUUUGGCAGCAUUGGGCUACCAGAGCUUUAAGAUCGUGCGCCAGUCGCCUCACGGCUUUCUGAGAUCAACGGCUUCCGGUGCUUGCGCCCUUCAUGGCGCAAAACUGCUGAAGGAGAGUGCGACCGGCUUGUUCGGUGAUUUCGCAACUGAUUUGAUCACCGGAGCGGAAUGGCAGUCCUUCGCAGAUGCCUUGGACCUUUAUACGACAGUAGCGAACCCACAUGUUAGGUCGGCUGUGGCAGCAUGGUUUCCAUCUGCGAACUCCGAGUGGUAUGAUGUCCAUGCUCGACGCACUGCUUCA
Symbiodinium necroappetens is the source of this 873-nucleotide messenger RNA. Lineage: Eukaryota; Dinophyceae; Suessiales; Symbiodiniaceae. The record is from the annotation of a GenBank genome assembly.